GCCCCCUGGCCCCGGAUGGUGACUGGCGGUGGUGCUGCGCCUCCGGGGACUGUCACUGAGCCGCUUCCCAGUGUGAUUGUGCUGAGCGCAGACCGGAAGAUGGCGGCUGCGGCGGCCUCGGCCCCGGGCUGCUCCUCGGCGCCGGGGGCGAGCGCGGCCGGGAUCUCGGAGUGGCUGGUCCUGCGGGAUGGCUGCAUGCGCUGCGACGCCGACGGGCUGCACAGCCUCUCCUACCACCCAGCGCUCAACGCCAUCCUGGCAGUCACCACUCGCGGGACCAUCAAAGUCAUCGACGGCACCUCGGGGGCCACCCUGCAGGCCUCGGCACUCAGCGCUAAACCAGGUGGACAAGUGAAAUGUCAGUAUAUUUCUACUGUGGAUAAAGUUGUAUUUGUGGAUGAUUAUGCAGUGGGAUGUAGGAAGGACCUUAAUGGAAUCUUGUUGUUAGAUACUGCUCUGCAAACUCCGGUAUCAAAGCAGGAUGAUGUGGUUCAGCUUGAAUUACCUGUUACAGAGGCACAGCAGCUUUUAUCAGCAUGUUUAGAAAAGGUAGAUAUUUCUAGUAUGGAGGGUUAUGAUUUAUUCAUCACACAGCUCAAAGAUGGUUUAAAAAAUACAUCUCAUGAGACUGCAGCAAACCACAAAGUUGCUAAGUGGGCCACAGUUACAUUUCAUCUUCCUCAUCAUGUUUUGAAGUCCAUUGCCAGUGCUGUUGUAAAUGAACUCAAGAAAAUAAAUCAAAAUGUUGCUGCCUUACCUGUGGCAUCCUCAGUGAUGGACAGAUUGUCUUACCUCUUACCUAGUGCACGUCCAGAACUUGGAGUGGGUCCAGGCCGGUCUGUAGACAGAUCAUUGAUGUAUAGUGAAGCUAACAGACGGGAGACAUUUACCUCGUGGCCUCAUGUAGGCUAUAGGUGGGCACAACCAGAUCCCAUGGCUCAAGCUGGAUUUUAUCAUCAGCCUGCGUCAUCUGGAGAUGAUAGAGCCAUGUGUUUCACAUGUAGUGUAUGCCUUGUUUGUUGGGAACCUACUGAUGAACCUUGGUCUGAACAUGAGAGACAUUCCCCAAACUGCCCGUUUGUGAAAGGCGAGCAUACACAGAAUGUGCCGUUGUCAGUGACUCUUGCAACAAGUCCUGCCCAGUUUCCUUGUGCAGACGGAACUGACAGAAUAUCUUGCUUUGGGUCGGGGAGCUGCCCUCAUUUUCUAGCUGCUGCAACUAAAAGAGGAAAGAUCUGCAUAUGGGACGUUUCCAAACUUAUGAAGGUGCACUUAAAGUUUGAAAUUAAUGCAUAUGAUCCAGUAAUUGUGCAACAGCUUAUCCUAUCGGGAGAACCAAGCUCAGGAAUUGAUUCAAGGAGACCAACUUUGGCAUGGCUGGAAGACUCCUCCAGUUGCUCAGAUAUACCCAAAUUGGAAGGAGAUAGUGAUGACUUACUAGAGGAUUCGGACAGUGAAGAGCAUUCCAGAUCAGAUUCUGUGACAGGGCAUACAUCACAGAAGGAAGCCUUGGAAGUGAGUCUUGAUAUAACAGCGCUGAGCAUUCUCCAGCAGCCAGAAAAACUUCAGUGGGAGAUUGUUGCAAAUGUGCUUGAAGAUACUGUUAAGGAUCUUGAAGAACUUGGGGCAAAUCCUUGCUUAACAAACUGUAAGAGCGAAAAGAUGAAGGAAAAGCACCAGGAACAACACAACAUUCCCUUUCCAUGUUUGUUAGCUGGAGGUUUAUUAACAUAUAAAUCUCCUGCUACCUCUCCCAUUAGUAGUAAUUCUCACAGGUCACUGGAUGGUUUAAGCCGAACUCAGGGUGAAAGUAUAUCUGAACAAGGGUCAACUGACAAUGAAUCCUGUACAAAUUCAGAACUAAAUUCUCCCCUGGUAAGGAGGACUUUACCCAUUUUGCUACUUUAUAGCAUCAAGGAAUCUGAUGAGAAAGCAGGAAAAAUCUUUUCACAGAUGAACAAUAUUAUGAGUAAAGGUUUGCAUGAUGAUGGUUUUACAGUGCCGCAGAUUAUUGAGAUGGAGCUGGAUAGUCAGGAGCAGUUGUUGUUGCAGGACCCUCCUGUGACUUACAUUCAGCAGUUUGCAGAUGCAGCAGCCAACCUUACCUCUCCAGAUUCUGACAAGUGGAACUCUGUGUUGCCCAAGCCUGGGACUUUGGUUCAGUGCUUGAGGCUGCCAAAGUUUGCAGAGGAGGAGAAUCUUUGUAUAGACUCAAUAACUCCUUGUGCUGAUGGAAUUCAUUUGUUGGUAGGACUGCGGACAUGCCCUAUUGAAUCCAUGAGUGCAAUAAAUCAAGUAGAGGCCCUGAAUAAUUUAAAUAAAUUAAACUCUGCUCUAUGUAAUAGACGGAAAGGUGAGCUGGAAUCAAAUCUUGCUGCAGUGAAUGGUGCAAAUAUUAGUGUAAUCCAACAAGAAUCACCAGCAGAUGUACAGACUCCUUUAACAAUUCAGCAUGAGCACAGGAAUGUUAGUGGUGGAUAUUUAGUACUUUAUAAAAUGAAUUACGCCACUCGGAUAGUGACUUUAGAAGAGGAGCCAAUAAAAAUCCAACAUAUCAAAGAUCCCCAGGAUACAAUUACCUCACUCAUUUUGCUUCCACCAGAUAUAUUGGAUAAUAGAGAGGAUGACUGUGAGGAACCUGUUGAGGAAAUGCAGUUAACCUCAAAGAAUGGUAAUGAGAGAGAAAAAAAGUCUGAUAUUUCAACCCUUGGACACCUGGUAAUAACCACUCAGGGAGGAUAUGUAAAAAUAUUAGAUCUUUCAAACUUUGAAAUUUUGGCCAAAGUGGAACCUCCCAAAAAGGAGGGCACUGAGGAGCAGGACAUGUUUGUUUCCGUCAUAUAUUGCUCGGGCACAGACAGGCUGUGUGCAUGCACCAAAGGUGGUGAGCUUCAUUUUCUCCAAAUUGGAGGAACCUGUGAUGAUAUUGAUGAAGCUGAUAUACUAGUGGAUGGAUCUCUUUCUAAAGGAAUAGAACCCUCUUCAGAAGGUUCCAAACCAUUAUCAAAUCCUUCAAGUCCUGGUAUUUCAGGAGUUGACCUAUUGGUGGACCAGCCAUUCACCCUUGAAAUCUUGACGUCUUUAGUGGAGCUAACUCGCUUUGAGACUCUGACUCCACGAUUUUCAGCUACUGUUCCUCCAUGCUGGGUAGAAGUUCAACAAGAACAGCAGCAAAGGAGACACCCUCAACAUUUACAUCAACAACACCAUGGAGAUGCCGCUCAACAUACUAGAACUUGGAAACUACAGACUGACAGCAACAGCUGGGAUGAACAUGUAUUUGAAUUAGUUCUACCUAAAGCUUGUAUGGUUGGACACGUGGACUUCAAAUUCGCUUUGAACUCAAAUAUCACCAAUAUUCCACAGAUACAAGUGACACUUCUGAAAAAUAAAGCUCCAGGCUUAGGGAAAGUCAGUGAAACAGCAGUAGAUAGGCAGAUCACCUUUCCUUUGUCUCCAGCUCUUAACAUUGAAGUGGAACAAAAUGGGAAACCGUCCCUGGUUGAUUUGAAUGAAGAAGUUCAGCACAUGGAUGUAGAGGAAUCACAGUGUCUUAGAUUAUGUCCAUUUUUAGAAGAUCAUAAAGAAGAUAUUCUCUGUGGGCCAGUAUGGCUUGCUAGUGGCCUUGAUCUAUCAGGACAUGCUGGGAUGUUGACAUUAACAAGCCCCAAACUUGUUAAAGGUAUGGCAGGAGGAAAAUACCGUUCAUUUUUAAUCCAUGUCAAGGCAGUGAAUGAAAGAGGAGCAGAUGAGACCUGUAAUGGUGGUAUACGUCCUGUAGUAAGACUUCCAUCCCUAAAACAUCAGAGUAACAAGGGUUGCUCACUUGCUUCACUCUUGGCAAAAGUUGCAGCAGGCAAGGAAAAAUCAUCUAAUGUUAAGAAUGAAAAUGCAAGUGGCACCCGUAAAUCUGAAAACCUCCGGGGCUGUGACUUACUUCAAGAGGUUUCAGUUACCAUUCGAAGAUUUAAGAAAACUUCAAUUUCUAAGGAAAGAGUACAGCGAUGUGCCAUGUUACAGUUUUCAGAAUUUCAUGAGAAGCUUCUCAGCACUCUUUGCAGAAAAGCAGAUGAUGGCCAAAUCACGGAGCAUGCCCAGAGUCUUGUGUUGGAUACUCUCUGUUGGUUGGCCGGAGUACAUUCAAAUGGACCAGGAAGCUCAAAGGAGGGAAACGAGAGCCUACUUUCAAAAACACGAAAAUGUCUUUCAGACAUCGUGCGCGUUUGCUUCUUUGAGGCAGGACGAAGCAUGGCCCAUAAGUGUGCUCGAUUUCUAGCCUUGUGUAUUAGUAAUGGCAAGUGUGACCCAUGUCAACCAGGAUUUGGAUCUGUUCUGUUGAAGGCUUUACUUGAUAAUAUGCCAUUUUUACCUGCAGCAGCAACUGGUGGUUCUGUCUAUUGGUACUUUGUCUUAUUGAACUAUGUUAAAGAUGAAGAUUUGGCUGGGUGCAGUACAGCUUGUGCAUCUUUGCUUACUGCUGUGUCCAGACAGUUACAGGACAGGCUAACACCAAUGGAGGCUUUACUUCAGACAAGAUAUGGAUUAUAUAGCUCACCAUUUGAUCCAGUCCUUUUUGAUUUGGAGAUGAGUGGCUCUUCUUGUAAAAAUGUAUACAACAGCAGCAUCGGGGUCCAGUCAGAUGAAAUCGAUUUAUCAGAUGUCCUUGCCGGGACUGGAAAGGUCAGUAGUUGCACAGCUGCUGAGGGUAGCUUUACAUCUCUCACCGGACUUCUAGAAGUUGAACCUCUACACUUUACUUGUGUGUCAACGAGUGAUGGAACCAGAAUAGAAAGGGAUGAUGCAAGUACGUUUACUGUGAGUUCCUUCGGGGUUACUCCUGCAGUAGGUGGACUAUCAUCUGGGACAGUUGGGGAAGCUUCGACAGCCCUGAGUUCAGCAGCCCAGGUAGCUUUGCAGUCUCUCUCUCAUGCAAUGGCUUCAGCCGAGCAACAGCUACAGGUGCUGCAAGAGAAACAGCAGCAGCUUUUGAAGCUUCAGCAACAGAAAGCAAAGCUGGAAGCCAAGUUACAUCAGACAACAGCUGCGGCAGCAGCAGCGUCAGCAUCAGCAGGAGCUCCUGUUCACAACUCCGUGCCUUCUAACCCAGUGGCAGCCCCUGGAUUCUUCAUCCAUCCAUCUGAUGUUAUUCCACCCACUCCGAAGACAACACCACUUUUCAUGACUCCCCCACUCACCCCACCCAAUGAAGCAGUGUCGGUUGUGAUUAAUGCAGAACUUGCACAGCUUUUCCCAGGCUCAGUCAUUGAUCCCCCAGCAGUCAGUCUGGCUGCACAUAACAAAAAUUCCAACAAGUCCAGAACGAAUCCGCUUGGUUCUGGUCUAGCCCUUGCAAUUUCUCAUGCUUCACAUUUUCUUCAACCUCCGCCUCACCAGUCCAUUAUUAUAGAGCGAAUGCAUUCAGGAGCAAGGAGGUUUGUGACCUUGGAUUUUGGCAGACCAAUACUGUUGACGGAUGUAUUGAUUCCCACUUGUGGAGACUUGGCCUCCUUGUCAAUUGACAUUUGGACGUUAGGAGAAGAGGUGGAUGGAAGGCGAUUGGUAGUGGCAACUGAUAUAAGCACCCAUUCAUUAAUUCUUCAUGACUUAAUACCACCUCCUGUGUGCAGAUUCAUGAAGAUCACCGUCAUUGGACGUUAUGGAAGUACAAAUGCCAGAGCCAAAAUCCCACUAGGUUUUUACUAUGGUCACACCUAUAUCUUACCAUGGGAGAGUGAACUGAAGUUAAUGCAUGAUCCUCUAAGGGGAGAAGGAGAAUCUGCAAACCAGCCAGAAAUUGACCAGCAUUUAGCAAUGAUGAUUGCCCUACAGGAGGAUAUACAGUGCAGGUAUAACUUAGCUUGUCAUCGAUUGGAGACUCUCUUGCAAAGUAUUGAUCUUCCUCCUCUCAACAGUGCUAACAAUGCACAGUAUUUUUUGCGAAAGCCAGAUAAGGCAGUUGAAGAGGAUAGUAGAGUUUUUUCUGCCUAUCAGGAUUGUAUUCAGCUCCAGCUUCAACUAAACUUGGCUCAUUAUGCAGUACAGAGGCUCAAAGUAGCUCUGGGUGCAAGUCGAAAGAUGUUGGAUGAAACCUCAGAUCCAGCAGAUUUAAUUCAGACAUCUUCCACAGAGCAGUUACGUACUAUCAUCAGAUAUUUAUUGGAUACUUUGCUCAGCCUUCUUCACUCUUCCAAUGGGCACUCUGUUCCUGCAGUUUUGCAGAGCACGUUUCAUGCCCAGGCCUGUGAAGAGCUCUUUAAACACUUGUGCAUCAGUGGAACCCCAAAGAUACGAUUACAUACUGGUCUUCUCCUUGUUCAACUCUGUGGUGGUGAAAGAUGGUGGGGUCAGUUUCUCUCUAAUGUUCUUCAGGAACUGUACAAUUCAGAGCAGCUUCUCAUCUUUCCACAGGAUAGGGUCUUUAUGUUACUUUCCUGCAUUGGUCAAAGAUCACUUAGUAAUAGUGGAGUAUUAGAAAGCUUACUCAAUCUCUUGGAUAAUUUAUUGUCACCUCUUCAGCCACAGUUACCCAUGCAUUGGAGGACAGAAGGAGUACUAGAUAUCCCCAUGAUCAGUUGGGUUGUUAUGCUGGUGUCCAGGUUGUUGGAUUAUGUGGCAACCGUUGAAGAUGAAGCAACAGCAGCAAAGAAACCUUUGAAUGGUAAAGACAGGGAGAGGUUUCUGACAGGUAACCAGUGGAGUUUUAUUAACAAUAGUCUGCACACUCAGAGCUUAAAUCGGUCUUCCAAAGGCAGCAGUAGCCUUGACAGACUCUAUUCCAGAAAAAUCAGAAAGCAGCUUGUUCAUCAUAAACAGCAACUUAACUUACUAAAAGCAAAACAGAAGGCGUUGGUGGAACAGAUGGAAAAAGAAAAAAUACAAAGUAACAAAGGAUCAUCAUAUAAACUUCUGGUAGAACAAGCAAAACUAAAGCAGGCAACAUCAAAGCACUUUAAGGAUCUAAUUAGGCUACGUCGGACAGCAGAGUGGUCCCGUUCUAAUUUGGACACAGAAGUUACAACAACAAAAGAAAGUCCAGAGAUAGAACCACUCCCAUUUACUCUGGCUCAUGAGCGUUGUAUCUCAGUAGUCCAGAAACUUGUUUUGUUUCUCCUCUCCAUGGAUUUUACAUGUCAUGCAGAUCUCUUAUUAUUUAUUUGUAAGGUUCUUGCACGUAUUGCAAAUGCCACGAGGCCAACUAUUCAUCUGUGUGAGAUUGUGAAUGAACCCCAACUGGAAAGACUCCUAUUACUUUUGGUUGGAACUGACUUUAAUAGAGGAGAUAUAUCUUGGGGUGGUGCAUGGGCUCAGUAUUCCUUAACGUGUAUGCUACAGGAUAUUUUAGCAGGAGAAUUGCUGGCUCCAGUAGCUGCAGAAGCCAUGGAGGAAGGAACAGUGGGUGAUGAUGUAGGUGCAACAGCGGGCGACUCUGAUGACUCCCUUCAGCAGUCUUCAGCUCAGUUGUUGGAAACUAUAGAUGAACCUUUGGCACAUGAUAUAACAGGCGCUCCUCCUCUUUCCUCUUUGGAAAAAGAUAAAGAAAUUGAUCUUGAGUUACUUCAAGAUCUAAUGGAAGUUGACAUUGAUCCUUUAGAUAUUGAUUUGGAAAAGGACCCUCUUGCAGCCAAAGUCUUUAAGCCAAUAAGCAGUACAUGGUAUGAUUAUUGGGGUGCUGAUUAUGGCACCUACAAUUACAACCCUUAUAUUGGUGGUCUUGGAAUUCCUGUAGCAAAGCCACCAGCAAACACAGAGAAGAAUGGGUCACAGACAGUUAGUGUUUCAGUGUCUCAAGCCUUAGAUGCUCGCUUAGAAGUUGGACUUGAACAGCAGGCAGAACUUAUGUUGAAAAUGAUGUCCACCCUGGAAGCAGAUUCCAUUUUACAGGCAUUGACAAAUACAUCUCCUACUUUAUCACAGUCUCCCACUGGAACAGAUGAUUCACUUCUAGGGGGUUUACAAGCAGCGAACCAAACCAACCAGCUUAUCAUACAAUCAUCAUCUGUCCCAAUGUUAAAUGUUUGUUUUAACAAACUUUUCUCCAUGCUUCAAGUCCAUCAUGUUCAGUUGGAGUCACUUCUCCAGUUGUGGCUCACAUUGAGCCUGAAUUCUAGUUCAUCAGGAAACAAGGAGAAUGGAGCAGACAUUGUUUUAUAUAAUGCUAAUCGAAUACCUGUCAUUUCAUUAAAUCAAGCAUCAAUAACUAGCUUUCUCACAGUGCUAGCUUGGUAUCCCAAUACUUUGCUCCGAACAUGGUGCCUUGUGCUUCAUAGCCUAACACUCAUGACAAAUAUGCAGCUUAAUUCUGGUUCAAGCAGUGCCAUUGGGACUCAGGAGAGUACUGCCCACCUGUUGGUUUCAGAUCCCAACCUUAUUCAUGUAUUAGUGAAAUUCCUUUCUGGCACCAGUCCUCAUGGAACAAAUCAACACAGUCCCCAGGUUGGUCCAACAGCUACACAAGCUAUGCAAGAAUUUCUUACCAGAUUACAAGUGCAUCUUUCUUCAACGUGUCCUCACAUAUUCAGUGAAUUUUUGCUCAAGCUAAUUCAUAUACUUUCAACAGAAAGGGGUGCCUUCCAGACAGGCCAAGGACCUCUCGAUGCCCAAGUAAAGCUCUUAGAAUUCACUCUGGAGCAGAAUUUUGAAGUUGUUUCAGUUAGUACUAUUUCUGCUGUGAUAGAGUCUGUCACCUUUUUAGUGCACCACUAUAUCACUUGCUCAGACAAAGUAAUGUCUCGAAGUGGAUCAGAUAGCUCUGUGGGUGCUCGAGCAUGCUUUGGGGGCCUCUUCGCCAACCUCAUUCGUCCGGGUGAUGCAAAAGCAGUUUGUGGUGAAAUGACAAGAGAUCAACUCAUGUUUGAUUUGUUAAAACUGGUUAACAUUUUAGUACAGCUGCCUCUUUCAGGCAAUAGGGAAUAUAGUGCAAGAGUGUCUAUGACCAGCAAUACGACAGACAGUGUUUCAGAUGAAGAAAAAGUCUCAGGAGGCAAAGAUGGUAAUGGAAGCAGUACCAGUAUUCAAGGAUCACCUGCCUAUGUUGCUGACUUAGUGUUAGCCAAUCAACAGAUUAUGAGCCAGAUUUUGUCUGCUCUGGGUCUGUGUAAUAGCAGUGCCAUGGCAAUGAUAAUUGGGGCAAGUGGACUGCAUCUUACCAAGCAUGAAAACUUUCAUGGCGGUUUGGAUGCCAUAUCAGUUGGGGAUGGCUUAUUCACCAUAUUGACAACCCUCAGUAAAAAGGCCUCUACAGUCCACACAAUGCUGCAGCCAAUCUUAACCUACAUGGCCUGUGGGUAUAUGGGCAGACAGGGCUCUCUUGCUACUUGCCAGUUAUCUGAACCAUUAUUAUGGUUCAUUUUGAGAGUACUGGAUACUAGUGACGCCUUAAAAGCAUUCCACGAUAUGGGUGGUGUCCAGCUCAUUUGCAACAAUAUGGUUACUAGUACAAGGGCUAUUGUAAACACUGCAAGAAGCAUGGUGUCAACUAUUAUGAAAUUUCUUGACUCGGGUCCGAAUAAAGCUGUUGACAGUACUUUGAAAACAAGAAUACUAGCUUCUGAGCCUGACAAUGCAGAAGGGAUACACAAUUUUGCACCCCUGGGUACUAUCACUUCUAGCAGUCCUACUGCCCAACCAGCUGAAGUGCUUUUGCAGGCCACUCCGCCUCACAGAAGAGCUCGCUCUGCUGCUUGGUCUUAUAUCUUUCUACCAGAGGAGGCUUGGUGUGACCUUACCAUUCACCUUCCUGCAGCAGUGCUUCUGAAAGAGAUACAUAUCCAACCUCACCUUGCAUCUCUUGCAACCUGCCCAUCCUCAGUAUCUGUUGAAGUAAGUGCAGAUGGGGUAAAUAUGCUGCCUUUGUCCACUCCUGUUGUCACAAGUGGUCUCACCUACAUAAAAAUUCAGCUUGUAAAAGCUGAAGUAGCCUCUGCUGUCUGCCUUAGACUGCAUCGUCCACGAGAUGCCAGCACUCUAGGCCUUUCACAGAUCAAAUUACUGGGCCUCACAGCUUUUGGUACCACUUCUUCAGCAACAGUUAAUAAUCCCUUUCUUCCAUCUGAAGAUCAGGUAUCUAAGACAAGUAUUGGAUGGUUACGGUUAUUACAUCACUGUCUUACUCACAUAAGUGAUCUGGAGGGAAUGAUGGCAAGUGCAGCUGCACCUACUGCCAACCUACUACAGACUUGUGCCGCCUUAUUGAUGUCACCGUACUGUGGAAUGCAUUCACCCAACAUUGAGGUUGUGCUUGUGAAGAUAGGACUGCAGUCCACUAGAAUUGGCCUGAAGCUUAUAGACAUUCUCCUGAGAAACUGUACAGCAUCAGGCAGUGAUCCUACAGAUUUGAAUAGCCCUUUACUUUUUGGAAGACUGAAUGGACUUUCUUCUGACUCUACAAUAGAUAUUCUUUACCAGCUUGGAACAACUCAGGAUCCUGGAACAAAAGACAGAAUUCAGGCAUUGUUAAAAUGGGUCAGUGAUUCUGCAAGAGUGGCUGCUAUGAAGAGAAGCGGCAGGAUGAGCUACACGUUCCCUAACUCAUCAGCAGCAGAGUAUGGACUUGUAAUGCCGUCCCCUUCACAUCUGCACUGUGUAGCAGCAGUUCUGUGGCACAGCUACGAACUCCUUGUGGAGUAUGAUUUACCAGGCCUGCUGGACCGAGAGCUCUUUGAGUUACUUUUUAAUUGGUCCAUGUCUCUUCCCUGCAAUAUGGUUUUGAAGAAAGCUGUUGACAGUCUACUUUGCUCGAUGUGUCACAUACACCCAAAGUAUUUUUCUUUGCUCAUGGGCUGGAUGGGAAUUACCCCUCCUCCAAUGCAGUGUCACCAUAGACUGUCCAUGACAGAUGAUAGCAAAAAGCAGGAUCUUAGUUCCUCUUUAACAGAUGACUCUAAAAAUGCACAAGUACUUCCUGCACUAACUGAAUCACAUUUGGCAACCCUUGCUUCUGCUUCUCAAUCCCCGGAAGCUAUCAAACAAUUAUUAGACUCAGGUUUGCCUUCUCUUCUUGUGAGGAGUCUGGCGAGUUUCUGCUUUAGCCACAUUUCUUACUCAGAAAGCAUUGCUCAGUCAAUAGACACUUCCCAGGAUAAACUCAGGCGGCAUCAUGUUCUACAACAAUGUAAUAAGAUGCCUAUCACAGCAGACCUGGUUGCUCCUAUUCUUAGGUUUUUGACAGAAGUUGGCAAUAGCCAUAUUAUGAAAGAUUGGCUUGGUGGUCCUGAAGUCAAUCCACUGUGGACAGCACUUCUGUUUCUAUUGUGCCACUCUGGUUCUACUUCCGGAGGACUUAAUUUAUGUGCACAACAGACUAGUGCAAGAUCGGCUUCUCUUUCUUCAGCUGCUACAACAGGACUGACCACUCAACAGCGGACAGCAAUUGAGAAUGCAACUGUUGCCUUCUUUCUGCAGUGUAUUUCAUGCCACCCUAAUAAUCAAAAGCUGAUGGCACAGGUUCUCUGUGAACUAUUCCAGACAUCCCCUCAAAGAGCGAACCUUCCAACUUCUGGGAACAUUUCAGGGUUUAUACGAAGAUUAUUUUUGCAGUUAAUGCUGGAGGAUGAGAAAGUGACAAUGUUUCUUCAGUCUCCUUGUCCGCUGUACAAAGGCAGAAUUAAUGCUACUAGCCAUGUCAUCCAACAUCCAAUGUAUGGAGCAGGCCACAAGUUCCGUACUCUUCAUUUGCCAGUCUCAACAACAUUAUCAGAAGUUCUUGACAGAGUGUCAGAUACUCCGAGUAUCACAGCUAAACUAAUUAGUGAACAAAAAGACGACAAAGAGAAGAAAAACCAUGAAGAGAAAGAGAGAGUUAAGGCAGAAAAUGGAUUUCAGGACAAUUACAGUGUUGUUGUUGCCUCUGGACUGAAAUCCCAAUCUAAACGUGCUGUGUCAGCUACACCACCUCGCCCACCAUCAAGGAGAGGGAGGACAAUGCCUGAUAAAAUAGGGAGUGCUUCCUCGGGAGCAGAGACUGCCAGCAAGAUAAUUACUGUCCCUGUGUUUCACCUGUUUCAUAAACUCUUGGCAGGCCAGCCAUUGCCAUCUGAAAUGACACUUGCCCAGCUUUUAACUCUCCUGUAUGACCGAAAACUUCCUCAAGGUUACCGCUCAAUAGAUCUAACUGUUAAAUUGGGAUCAAGAGUUAUCACAGACCCAAGUCUAUCAAAAACAGAUUCUUUUAAAAGACUACACACUGAGAAAGAUCAUGGAGAGUUACUUGGAAGCUGUCUAGAAGAUGAGGCUCUCACUCCAAGUGAUGAGUCUCUGGAAGGGAUAUUGGAUGAAUCUUUACUCGAAACUUGCCCUAUUCAGUCACCGUUACAAGUUUUUGCAGGAAUGGGCGGAUUGGCUCUUAUUGCAGAGAGAUUGCCCAUGCUAUAUCCAGAAGUGAUUCAACAGGUGAGCGCUCCAGUUGUAACAUCUACCACUCAGGAAAAGCCAAAGGAUAGUGAUCAGUUUGAAUGGGUGACCAUUGAACAAUCGGGGGAAUUAGUUUAUGAAGCACCAGAAACCAUUGCAUCUGAGCCUCCACCUAUUAAGUCAGCAGUACAGACCAUGUCUCCCAUACCUGCACAUUCUUUGGCUGCUUUUGGAUUAUUUCUGCGUCUUCCGGGCUAUGCUGAAGUGCUACUGAGAGAGAGAAAACAUGCCCAGUGCCUUCUUCGAUUAGUUUUGGGAGUGACAGAUGAUGGAGAAGGAAGUCAUAUUCUGCAAUCUCCAUCAGCCAAUGUGCUUCCAACCCUUCCUUUCCAUGUCCUUCGUAGCUUGUUUAGCACUACACCUUUGACAACUGAUGAUGGUGUACUACUAAGGCGGAUGGCAUUGGAAAUUGGAGCACUGCAUCUCAUUCUUGUCUGUCUCUCUGCUCUGAGUCACCAUGCCCCACGAGUUCCAAACUCUAACCUUAAUCAAACAGAGCCACAGGUGUCAAGCUCUCAUAACCCCACAUCAACAGAAGAACAGCAGUUAUAUUGGGCCAAAGGUACUGGCUUUGGAACAGGCUCUACAGCUUCUGGCUGGGAUGUGGAACAAGCCUUAACUAAACAAAGGCUGGAAGAAGAACAUGUUACCUGUCUUUUGCAGGUUCUUGCAAGUUAUAUAAACCCUGUGAGUGGUGCAGUAAAUGGAGAAGCUCAGUCAUCUCAAGAGAGUAGAGGACAGAACAAUAAUGCCCUUCCUUCUGUGCUUCUUGAACUUCUCAGUCAGUCCUGCCUUAUCCCAGCCAUGUCAUCUUAUCUACGAAAUGAUUCAGUUCUGGACAUGGCAAGACAUGUGCCACUGUAUCGGGCUCUGCUAGAACUGCUCCGGGCCAUCGCUUCUUGUACAUCCAUGGUGCCCCUAUUGUUGCCUCUUUCUACAGAGGAUGGUGAAGAGGAAGAAGAACAGUCAGAAUCUCAAACUUCUGUUGGUACAUUAUUAGCCAAAAUGAAGACCUGUGUGGAUACCUAUACCAACCGUUUAAGAUCUAAAAGGGAAAGUGUUAAAACAGGAGUAAAGCCAGAUGCAUCGGAUCAAGAACCAGAAGGACUUACUCUUUUGGUACCAGACAUCCAAAAGACUGCUGAGAUAGUUUAUGCAGCCACCACUAGUUUGCGGCAAGCAAAUCAAGAAAAAAAACUAGGUGAAUACUCAAAGAAGGCAGCUAUGAAACCUAAACCUAUGACAGUAUUAAAAUCACUUGACGAAAAAUAUGUAGCUGUCAUGAAGAAAUUACAGUUUGAUACAUUUGAGAUGGUUUCUGAAGAUGAAGAUGGGAAGUUGGGUUUUAAAGUAAAUUACCACUACAUGUCUCAGGUGAAAAAUGCAAACGAUGCAAACAGUGCUGCCAGAGCCCGUCGUCUUGCCCAGGAAGCUGUGACACUUUCCACCUCACUGCCCCUUUCAUCAUCCUCCAGUGUAUUUGUACGCUGUGAUGAGGAGCGCCUUGACAUCAUGAAGGUUCUGAUAACUGGUCCAGCAGACACUCCUUAUGCAAAUGGAUGCUUUGAAUUUGAUGUGUAUUUUCCUCAAGAUUAUCCCAGUUCACCCCCUCUCGUCAAUCUAGAGACAACUGGUGGUCAUAGCGUGCGAUUCAAUCCAAACCUUUAUAAUGAUGGCAAGGUUUGUUUAAGCAUCUUAAAUACAUGGCACGGAAGACCAGAAGAGAAAUGGAAUCCUCAGACCUCAAGUUUUUUGCAAGUGUUAGUGUCUGUUCAGUCCCUUAUAUUAGUAGCUGAGCCGUAUUUUAAUGAACCAGGAUAUGAACGGUCUAGAGGCACUCCCAGUGGCACACAGAGUUCCCGAGAAUAUGAUGGAAACAUUCGACAAGCAACAGUUAAGUGGGCAAUGCUAGAACAAAUCAGAAACCCUUCGCCAUGCUUUAAAGAGGUUAUACACAAACAUUUUUACUUGAAAAGAGUUGAGAUCAUGGCCCAGUGUGAGGAGUGGAUUGCAGACAUCCAGCAAUACAGCAGUGAUAAGCGGGUAGGCAGGACUAUGUCUCACCAUGCAGCAGCUCUCAAGCGUCACACUGCUCAGCUCCGGGAAGAGCUGCUCAAACUUGCCUGCCCUGAAGGCUUGGACCCUGAUGCCGAGGAAGCCUCAGAGACAUGCAGUGCUGCUACCACAGCAGGUGCUGAGGGGACUCCGGUGCAUGAUCAGGUCAAACCCAGCAGCAGUAAAGAACUCCCCAGUGACUUCAAAUUAUGAGCUGCAUUGACAUGGACUUCAUAGACACAAAGGCUUUGAAGCACAAGCCAAAUAUGUCAAUAUUUGUAUGUAAGAAACAAAUUAUGUAUUAGGUAAUGAGACUGAAACUAUACUUGCCCUUAAGGAGAUCCAGUUUAAUUCAAGGUGAUCUUUUAUUUACCUGUACAAGAGUGUAAACUUUUUUGUGCUUUUAUUUUUCAAUUGUGAGAACCACUGAUUGGUAUGUUCAACAAAUUUGUGUAUACAAAGACAUGGAUAAAUCACUGAUACGUAAGGGAAACUACCUUAGGAAAGAAUGUUUACUGAAUGUUUCUUUUUUUUUUUUACUGUAGAAUGAGGGAUUGUUAACAAAGAAUAUAUAUUGGUCAUUCUUACAACUACUAUUUAAAGUCAGCAACUUUUCACCAAAUUUGAUAGAUUUUAUGUUUGGCCAUAUCUUCAUGCUCAUAAUUGAUUUCUGAAGACCUACAUACACUUCAAUAAAAGUUAAAUGGUCAUGCUCCCUCUUUUUUUGAUUUACUGGUAUAUUUUUUUAAGUAAUAAAGCUGCCACAAAAUGGACUAUAGCUGGAGACUUGCUCUUGUAUGGAUGAAUUUAUUACAUUCAACAUAUUUAAUUUUAUGCCUUUUAAUUCUAAAAUACAGUAAAAAUAAAUGAACAUGAUUUGAUUCUAUGCCAACAUUUGGGCCUCUGAAUGUAUCCAUUAUUUGUGUUAAGUAUAUAAAAAGGAAUGAUCAAUCUGAACUGAUAUUUUUUCCCUAAAGGGCUCUUUUUUUCUAUCUGGUUUUAUUACUAAAGUCACUUGUAUGUAUUAAACAAUGAGGCUCUGUAGAGCAGAGAGGAUGUACCCCUCUGGUGCUGUUACAGUACAUUCUGUACCUGCCAUAUAGGCUCAUUUUCAUGCAAAUUCUUCCUAGAGCCAAAAAUAAAGACUUAGGUGUAUUAAUAUGUCUUGUUUCUAAAAACAGUUUGCCAUGGUGUGAAAUUCUAUUUCUACAAAGAAUUGGAAACUUUCAAGACCAAGCAUGGGAGAGGAAAUUAUAUUUUUCUAGGAUCAGUUACCACAAGGGAAAAACUAAUGUGAUUCCUGACAAUAUUUCUUUUAAAUGGCGCUGUGUGAGAACCCUGAAUCUGGAGCUGAUCUGAAGGAGAAGCAAUAUUGUGAACAGUGAGUCGCUCUCUGAAGAAAAAGGGGAAAUAGGGAGCCUCCUAUAUGAGAUGCUCUCUCAUGUUCAAGUUAACAGAGUCCCUUGAGCAUGGGAUAAAAGAGGGACAAAAGUAAGACCAAGAAAAGAUUUUAUUACACAGAACAUUAGCUCUGGUGGUUAGUGUAUUGCACCAAGAAUGACAAAAAAGGGAUAGAGUUAAUUUAUAAUAAGGAAACAAACUCAGUAUAUCACCUGAAGAUAUGCUGGCUAAAAUCUAAGUAUAAAAUUAUCAGCAAUAAGAAGUAAAAGGACAGUUAUCAGUUCUCCAGAUUAUUUUUGGCCUAUCAGGGUCCCAUUAGUGAUGGAUGAUAGAAGUUUCUGCCAAGCAUAAUGUUUGCCUCCAAUUUUGGAUUUUUUUUUUUUUUAAUCACUAAAGUUGGACUAGUUUCCUCACUCCCACCCCCACCACCACCAUUAGUUUUCAAUUAGUCUUCAGAAAGCUUUAAAAAAGAACAGUGACAAUACCAAUACUAUGAGGUCCAAUUCAUGUUCUGUAAAAACAAAGGCCUAAAAAUCUAAAUUUGAAACCAAUUACAUUAAAAUAGUUCCAUCUGGGAUCCAGAUUUCAUCCCAACAAACAUUUCAAGCACUCACUGUGUACUAGGUCAGGUUUCUGUAGUCAAGGAAUGAACAGACAGGAGAACAAUGUCAGUGCAAUAUGCUAAGUACUCUAAUAAAGUUAUUUAUAAGGGACCUUUAUCCCAGGCAAAAUGUUGCUGGGCACUGAGGUGAUACGGUCAGGAAAGGCAUCCUAAAGGAAAACAUUCUGAGUCUUGAAGGAUGACGAGAAAGAAGUUAGCCAGGUAGAAAGACAUUCUAGAAACAAGAAAAGCAAAAGCAAAGUCCAGGUUAAUGGCACUAUGUUGGAUAUUAUUGGAUGUCAAGGGCAGAGAGGGGAUAGCCAAAUGGGAUGGCAGCUAUGGUGUUAGAAAGAUAGGGAGGAUCAGGUCAUAGAAGACCUUGUUUGCCCUGUAACAGAAAUUUGACAUUUUACUUUCGGCAAGGGAGAAUCCUUGAUUAUUUAAGGGAAGCAAUGUGAUCAGGUUGUUUAAGGAAAAUCGUUCUGCCAAAUGUUGGGAGGCAAGGAGAUCACUUAAGAGCCCACUCUAGAGUCCAGGUGGUAGAUCAUAAAUUAGGACAAUGGAAGGGAUGGAAGGGAAGAGAUAGGUGACAGGACUUGGGGAAAAUAAUAUGUUGGAAUGAGAAUAACUUCAGCAUGUUUUCAGGCUGAAGAGCCAGGGGAGAAGGGUAAGUGUGAAGGCCUUGGAGAAGGAUGGAGCAAAGCUCAGCAGACGUAGGAUGACCUGGUCAAGUGUGGGGAAUUUGAAGAAAUGCAGAAACCAGUAAAGCAAAUUGGUCUACUCAUAAAACACUUGGUAUAAAGUUAUUAUCUUAAAGAACAGUACAAAAUUAAACUGCUUAAGUACUCUUCUAGGAUUAAACCAGUAUCUCGAAGUCAUUAGACAAAUAUAGAAGGUAAUGUAAGCAUUUCUUUUUCUUUGAUGUCUCAUAAGUUGGCUUAUGUAGGCUAGGAUGGUCUGAAAUGAGAUGUUCUAGUGUGUCUCAAAUUGUCUGUGAUGAAGGCUGGGGUUUCGCCCCCACUCUCCAUUAGAAAGCAAAGCUCUAUAAAACAUAAACGUUGCAGCAGUGUCACGUGGCUUACUCUCACAUUUCUAAACGUAGCUAAUUGCAGUCUGGGGACCACAACUUGAUUAGCACUGUGCCAAAUAAUUGAGGCUGGCCCCUCAGACAUUACUAACUAGUCAUUUAUUCUUUAAACAAAAGCUAAUUAUUCAGAUAAAUUUCUAUGGUUGCCUUGUUUCACCGUAGUAUAUAUUUUUUCACAAUUAGAACUUAAUACUCUGAUACGUCCUUGCAUCAGUGGUGCUGGAAUAGUGUCAAUUUGUUAAAAUACAAGCUUCAGAUCUUGGGAGGUAAUGAUACUGGUUAGACCACAAUAUUCUAAGACUGGAAAACAGGCCCCCUGGGUCAGCCUAGACCCAGGAACAGAUCCAAUUGCAGACCUCAAAGGGGAUUAGGUGGACUGCAAACUACUGCACUGUUGCUCCAGUUUUGAGAAAGGUAGAGCAUGGCAGGUUCUCAGGUUCUUUUGGUUUCAAUACUAUUUAUUUUUUUAUUAUAGUAGUUAUGCUAUAUAGGUCACUAAGGAAAAUUGGGAAAAUAUAGAAAGAUAUAAAAUUCAAAAUAAAGUACUUAAUUUUUUGGUAUCUUCCCUUUAGCCUGUUUUCUGUACUUCUAUUUUCUAUUGGUAUAACGUAUAUAUAAUUUUAUCAGUUUAACUAUGCACAUUUCUUUUUUUAUCAUUAAAAAAUUAAUGGGUGCAUAAUACGUAUGUAGUUGACCAACCUCAUACUCUUGGACAUUUUGAUUGUUUCUGUUUUUCUAACUAUAAAUAGUGCUCUAAUGAAAAUAGUCUGUAUCUUUGAUUAUUCCUUUAUGAUAAAUCCUAGAAGUAGAAAGACUAGGUCAGAGGUUUGAUAUAUAAUGAUGAAUUGCUUUCCAGAGUAGUUGUACUCAUUGACACUUCCAAUAUCAAUCUAUGUUGCCAUACUCUGGCCAGCAUUAUAAUUUUUUAAUCUGGCAUUUUUACUUAUCAUUACCAAACAUGUUUCCAUCUGCAUUUUUUCCAUAAUAAAAUUAACAUUGUUUAUUAGCCAUUGAAUUUCUACUUCUGCCAAUCAUUAGUUUAUACCUUUUCCACAUAUUUUGUUAUCACCACAGGCUGUCUUCAUAUAUAUGAGCUACUAUAACGGAAUAUUAAUUUUUAGCAUACUUGUAAAUAUUUUUCCAUAUGGCCUUUUAAAUUUUGUUUUUCGCGUAAACCUGUACCUCUUGCCACAGUGUCGAUUCUGACUUAUAGCGACCCUAUGAGACAGAGUAGAAUUGCCCCAUAGAGUUUCCAGGGAGCGUCUGGUGGAUUCAAACUGCCAACCUUUUGGUUAGCAGCCAUACCACUUAACCACUACGCCACCAGCAUUUCUGUUUUUCUCAUAGAUGUUUUAAAUCAUAAAAUCUAUAGAUCAUUUCCUUUGUAAUAUUAAUUGCUUUUUUAUUCUUCAAAAGGGCUUCCUUUUGCAAAACAAAAGAAUCGUGUAUUUUCUCACUGGGAUUGGUCUUGGUGUUCUGUUAACCUUGUCUGGAGCUGAAGUGGAACAGGCUUGGGCCACACACUGAAGGUGGGAGAUGCCAGCCAGGCAGAAAGGAAGCUCCAUCCUGUCUACUCUGUCCUCUCCAAAAUCUGCCCAGUUUCUAACAACUAUCCUCCCUUCUCUCAGCUUAUACUCCUGAUGCGUUGAGCCAAAGGAGCUGACUUGUGCCCUUUGAGCCUAUCCACUUCGUGAAUGCAAGAGGACUCCUCUGGCCCUCUCCUGCUCCUUUACCUUCUGAAUGUGACCCUGUAGUGCUCUGAUGGGCUUCACCAAAGGCUGUUUUUGUUUGUUUGCUUUCCUCUGUUUCCUACAUAUGUGCCCCUUCUCAGGUUGCACCGGCUAUGUUUUCCUGUGCAGGAAGAGAUGGCACCAGGCCACCAUUUUGAUUGUGUUUUCAGUUUUACUCAGUUCUCAUUUCUCCAGGCAUAGGACUGCCCAAUCCAGUCACCUCAGCUGCAGGCUGCCCUGGGCUGCUGGGAGGCAUAUAGCCCCCAACUAAGUACCGCUGCCACCUGGGAUCCCCAGGGCGCUAAGCCUCCCCACCUCCCUGGCCUUUUCUCUCCGUUCCAAGGGCCAGGUCACCAGGGGGCCAGGACAGGCAUACAUCUCCCUUAUCUUUGCCUCCCCCUUCCUUGUUCUUGCUAUUGCUUUUCUUUAGCCUUUCUAAAGGUUUGGUUUGUUCCUUUUUUUUUCCACCUUGCGCUCUGCAAAGUCAGCAAUCCCAGCUGGAGUACCUCCCAUCUCCCUGGUGCCUUUUCUGUUUUCAGAUGAACCUGCUUAAGCUCCUUUGGCCUGUUAGUGCCGCUUUCCAGGAAGCCACUAUCCUUUUUUUUUUUUUAUCCCCCCCCCCCACCCCAUUGCCAUAAGGUCGUUCAUAGGGUCACUAUGAGUCGGAACCAACUGAAUGGCACCUAACAACAACAUAGCCAUACAGGUUUUGGAUUUCCUAAUCCUGGCAAAUUUUCAAAUAUUUCUUGAAUCGUUCUUUUGCAUAAAUUCACAAAUGGAAAAAAAAAAUUUUUUUUUUCAAGCUCUAAGUUCAUCUCACAUAGGAUGAUGUUGGUACAAAGCGCCUUUCCUAGUAGCUACUACCCUGAAGCAAGGCCGAGUUAAUCUCCCAAAGUUGCUUAACAAGGGAGAGCGCUAGCGCUGGAAGGUCUCAAGCUCAGCUGCCGUUAAAUGAUUUAUAAAAGCCUCCUUACCAAGGAAAGAUUAGUAUCUUAAUUUUUUCAGAUGUCCCUUUCUUUAGAUAUUCUUUUAGCACUUUAUACAUGCCGUGCUAUGUGCUAUGGUUAAUGAAAGAGACCAUUAAAACUGAUAAUUUAGGUUGUAUUUUUACAAUCUUCCAGUUACCAGCAGGUUCUCUUCCAACCCAUUUCAGUAUCUCAGCCCAAGGGAUUAUUUUGGGAUUAUGAGCUUCCUGAGAACAUUCCAUGCAGGUCUAGGAAAAGUUAACCCCUUGAUAAUUCAGUUUCUGACCUCACAAUAGAACACAUAAUUUCCUUGGCCUCAAAGGAGAAACACCUGAUCCACCGUUAAUUGCUGCCUUUUCCUGGCAUCCUUGUGUCAGACCCUGUGCUUAGUACUGGAUACCAUGAUUCUUAUUAGCAAUUGGUCUCAUAACAAUGCCAACUACUAGGAACACUGCAUCAAAGUGUGGAUGAGAUAAUGAAGCAGUACAUCUGUGGCCGCUAUCCCUCCCUCCAGUCGACUCCCACUCCCUUAGUUGUAGCACGUGACCCCACCUUACUCUCAUCUAUUGUGGGCAGCCAGAAUUAAUCACUGCGUCCUAGUCUGUAUCCACUGAGAUCCUUACCUACUUAAUCUUGGGCCUCUUUUGAUCAUCCUUCAUAUAAGUUCAAAGCCUUUUUCUAAGAACUGGUUUCUGAGGAUCUGUCCAAAAAUGAGGAUUGUUAAUUUCCAGGAAUGUUCUUUUACCUCUACUGAAGCAGCUUAAACUUUACACUCAAGAAAAACUCACUUCAUUCUCGAGAAGCUGAGGUUGAGGAAGAGGUUAAUGAGGAUGCUUAGAGACUACUUCUAAUAUCAGGGCGUGGACCAGAGGGAGGCCAGGAACUGUAUAAUGCCAGGGCCCAUACAAGUUUACUUCCUUUCACUGCAAUCCAGACAACUCUAAUAAUGCCCUUGUGUAAUUGUCGACAUUUGGAAAUGUAUAGUUUGAAAGAAAUCUGUAUCUUUUUCUCUGCCUUUCUCUGCCCACCUAGGAAUCAAAGCAAUAUAAUGAGCGAAUUCUUUCCAAUAAUGAAUCUUAGUAAAAAAUAACAAUACUGAGCCUUCAAAUUAUCUAGUAUAGUGCAUUCCAAACCUUGCUUGCAAUAACUUUUAUCUUGAGAACAUGCAGAGGAGCCUACUUCACAAAACAGCCUGGUACUGGUAUAGCAAUAGACACAUAGGCCAAUGGAAUAGAAUUCAGAGUCCAGAAAUAAACCCACACAUCUGUGGCCAACUGAUUUUUUACAAUGGUGCUGAGGGGAUAGGGAAAGAAGAAUUUCUUCAAUAAAUGGUGCUGGGAAAAUUGGAUUUCCCACAUGCAGAAAAAUGAAACAGGAUCCAUGCUCACACCAUAAACAAAUGCAAAAUGGAUAAAAAAUCUAAAUGUGCAAACAAACCAUAAAAUGCUUAGAAGAAAAUGCAGGGACAGCACUGUCAGGUCUAGCUUUUAACAAUUAUCUAGUAUAAAAACAAAAGCACAAACAGCAAAAGACAGAUGGGACCUCAUAAAAAUUGAAAACUAUCAAAAGACUUUACAAAGAAAGUGAAAAGGCAAUUUACAGACUGGGAGAAUAUCUUUGGGAACCAUAUGUCUGAUAAGAAUCUAAACCAAAAUAUAAAAUUUUUACAACAAAAAGACAACCCAAUCAUAAAAUGGGCAAAGGAAUAGACAUUUCACCAAGCAAGACAUUCAAAUGGCUGCCAAACACAUGAAAAGAUACUCAGCGUCAUUAGCCAUUCCAAAAACUCGUUGCCAUCAAGUCGCUUCGGACCCAUAGCAACCCUAUAGGACAAAGUAGAACCGUCCCACAGGGUUUCCAAGGGAUGGCUGAUGGAAUUGAACUGCUGACCUUUUGGUUAGCAGCUGAGCUCUAAACCACUGCACCCCAGGGCUCCCAUUAGCCAUUAACCCAUUGCUGUUGAGUCAAUUCCAACUCAUAACAACCCUAUAGGACAGAAUAGAGCUACUACUUAGAGUUUCCAAGGAGCAGCCGGUGGAUUUGAACUGCAAACCUUUUGGUCAGUAGCCAUAGCAAGCCAUAGCUCUUAAUCACUGCCACCAGAGCCAUUAAAAAACCAAACCCAUUGCCUCCAAGUUGAUUCCAAUUCACAGUGACCCUAUAGGGCAGAGUAGAACUGCCACAGAGUUUCCAUGGAUCGCCUGGUGGAUUCAAACCACCAACCUUUAUGGAUAGCAGCCAUAGCACUUAACCACUCUGCCGCCAGGGUUUCCAAAGCCACCAGAGCCAUUA
Molecule: messenger RNA, 22539 nt
Organism: Loxodonta africana (African savanna elephant)
Lineage: Eukaryota; Metazoa; Chordata; Mammalia; Proboscidea; Elephantidae
Gene: BIRC6
Product: baculoviral IAP repeat containing 6
Exons: 74
Coding region: 16-14676 (4886 amino acids)
Biological process (GO): regulation of cytokinesis; apoptotic process
Molecular function (GO): ubiquitin-protein transferase activity
Source: RefSeq, a predicted model, not a curated record